AUGGAGAAUACAAGCAGCCACAGCAAGGGCCAAGCCCAUGCGUAUCACAGUCACGAAGCUAGCACGUCCAACUCCAGCGAUCUCGAGGUGAUUGACUCCCCUCGCGAAGACGAUCCUGCCCUUGGUCUCGAAAGAAAUCUCUCACCGCGAUCCAAUGCAGCGCAGACAAUCUAUCGAGUGUACAAAAGACGCUUCUUCGGCUUGUCGCAACUUGUACUGCUCAACAUUGUUGUGUCGUGGGACUGGCUAUCGUUCUCACCAGUGUCCAAGACCUCUGCCGAAUAUUUCGCUACCUCCGAAACAGCCAUCAACUGGCUGAGCACGUCCUUCCUCUUUUCCUUCUGCGUCGCCUCUCCCUUCACAAUCUACAGUCUCAACAAGACGGGCCCCAAGGGUGCUAUAAUAGUGGCAUCAUGCCUACUACUGGUAGGAAACUGGAUACGAUAUGGAGGUACCCGAGCAGGGAACUUUGGAGCGGUGAUGUUGGGGCAGAUUCUUGUCGGGCUCGCUCAACCAUUCGUUCUAAGCGCUCCCACACGGUACUCCGAUGUUUGGUUCAGUGCAAAGGGAAGAGUGAGCGCGACAGCUGUCGCAAGCCUUGCCAAUCCCUUCGGGGGCGCCUUAGCCCAACUGAUCAAUCCUCUCUGGGCAUCAAGACCAUCGGACAUCCCCAACAUGAUCCUCUACGUCUCGAUCAUUUGUACCAUCGCCUGCGUCCCCUCUUUCUUUAUCCCCUCCGCUCCUCCCACGCCCCCCAGCGCCUCAGCCGCUUCUCACACUCAACUCAACAACACCCACUCCUCAUCCUCCGCCAUCACCCGCACCCUCAUUACAUCGCUCCACAACCUUCUAACCUCCGUCCCCAACCUCCUAAUAAUCCUCCCCUUCUGGACCUACGUCGCCCUCUUCAAUUCCUCCUCCUCCCUGCUAAACCAAUUCCUCUACCCCUACGCCUACACCGAAACGCAAGCCGGCAUCGCCGGCGCCCUCCUCAUCCUCGUCGGCCUCGUCUCCGCCGCCCUCUCCUCCCCGCUGAUCGACCGCUACAAAUUCUAUCUCCUCUACAUCAAAAUCACCGUCCCCCUCAUCGCGCUCAGCUAUCUAGUAUUCAUCUGGGCGCCGGAGAGUCGCACCCUUGUCUACCCCUACGUCGUCCUCAGUGUGCUUGGUGCAGCGAGUUUCGGCUUGGUUCCUGUGGCGUUGGAGUUUCUGGUUGAGAUCUCGUACCCCCUUGGACCGGAGGUGGGGAGCACGGUCUGUUGGACCGGCGGCCAAUUUUGGGGCGGGCUGUUUAUUAUCAUUGAGAAUGCGUUGAAAGCAGACGAAGGGGCGGGCCCGCCGUUACAUAUGCACAGGGCGUUGGUGUUUCAGGCAGUGGUGGCGAUGCUGAUUGUGCCUGCGCCGCUGUGGUUGGGGUUUAGGGGCGCGAGGGUGGUCAGGAGGAGGUUGGAGGUCGACAAAGGGGAUAUUGAGGGUGAAAGAGAGGGCAAUUUAGUGGGGGGAAGGGAGGGAGGUACGAUGAUAUAG
Messenger RNA from Endocarpon pusillum Z07020, 1527 nucleotides. RefSeq lists its product as uncharacterized. Gene Ontology annotation, biological process: transmembrane transport. The transcript is spliced from 2 exons. The coding region runs from base 1 to 1527 and encodes 508 amino acids. Gene Ontology annotation, molecular function: transmembrane transporter activity. The record is from RefSeq and is a predicted model, not a curated record. Gene Ontology annotation, cellular component: membrane. Lineage: Eukaryota; Fungi; Ascomycota; Eurotiomycetes; Verrucariales; Verrucariaceae.